AUGCUCUGCCGUUCGUCCGCCGCCGCUUCCGCCUCGUCGGCCCGACGCGCUUUGACCCAACGAGUCAUCGCCUCGUCCUCGUCCUCGUCCUCGUCCUCCGCGACGACAUCGGUCCCCUCGACGUGGACCUCGAUCCGCUCCUACUCGGCCUCGAACCCGGUCCCCAAAGCGAACGUCGACUACCUCGAACCGACCCAUUCGGACGAGACGCCUUCGAAAGAGGUGCAGUCCCGCCUGGCCAAGUACGCCUCCGUGACGUUGGCGACCUACUCCCGUCCACCUUUCAUCCUCUCCAAAGGUGACAAGUGCACGCUCUGGGACUCGGAGGGCAGAGAAUACCUCGAUCUUUCCGGUGGGAUCGCCGUGAACGCAUUGGGUCAUGCCGAUAAGGGCGUGCAGAAAGUCUUGACCAAGCAAUCCGGGUUGCUCGUGCACAACUCCAACUUGUACCACAACGAAUGGGCGGGGGAACUCGCGUACCUCUUGGUCGAACAGACGAAGCGACAUGGUGGGAUGGGUUUCACUCCCGGAUCGCACGAAGGGAUGAAGCCGACCGACAAGACCUCGGGGCUCAAAGUCUUCUUCUCCAACUCGGGCACCGAGGCCAACGAAGGCGCGCUCAAGUUCGUGCGCAAGUAUGGCAAAGGCUCGACGGGCAACCUCAAGGCCGUCACCGACUCGAGGGGACAGAAGCAAGCCAAGGUCACGGGUCACACCGACAAGGUUGAGAUCGUCUCGUUCCGCGAUGGCUUCCACGGUCGAUCCUUGGGUGCGCUCUCCGCUACCUGGCAGGAGAAGUACCAGGCUCCUUUCGCCCCCCUCGUCCCAGGGAUCGUACCCGCCGAUUUGAAUGACAUCGAGGCUCUUCAAACCGUGAUCAACGAAAAUACAUGCGGUGUCAUCGUCGAGCCCAUCCAGGUCAGUUUGCGCCGCCGGCGACGGCUUUUGACUCGGAAUUUCACAUUCUGACUCAUCCGCAUGCAACAGGGAGAAGGCGGUAUCCUGGAAGCCACACCCGAGUUCCUGAAGGCAUUGAGGAAGCGAUGCGAUGAGGUUGGAGCGUUGCUCAUCUUUGAUGAGAUUCAGGUAUGUGUGUGUGCCUUGAGCUAUGCUCGCAAGGAGCUCUCGGCUGACAGCCUCUUUCUUUUCGGCAUCAAUGCAGUGCGGUCUUGGUCGAACGGGAUCACUCUGGGCCCAUGGAUCAUUACCGGUCGAUUGCCACCCCGAUAUUGUCACCAUGGCCAAGCCUUUGGCCAAUGCGAGUUGGCACCUCUGAACUCGUCGCUGCCCAGCUACCACACUGACCUGACCUGACAUUCCCUCCACUCUGAUCGUAGGGUGUGCCUAUCGGAGCCAUCCUGAUGAAGGACAAGGUUGCGGACGUGAUCAAGAUCGGAGACCACGGCACGACCUUCGGUGGCGGACCAUUGCAAACCCGAGUCGCGCACCACGUCCUCGGACGAAUCAGCGAACCCGCUUUCCUCGAGAACGUCACCUCGACGUCCAAAGUCCUCCGAGAACGACUGGCGACCCUACCUGGCCUAUUCCCUCGUUUGAUCGCCGGUCCUCCGAGGGGACGCGGCUUGAUCAUGGGUAUCCCAUUCACGAGGGACGAAUAUGUUCAACGUGUGCUUAAGCUGGCUAGGGAGAGGGGCGUCUUGUUGCUCGGGUGCGGGAAGAGCACCGUUCGAUUCGUGCCGAGUCUCAUCAUCACAACGGAGGAGAUCGAGAAGGCCAUGGAUGUGUUGGAGAGUUGUUUGGUCGUGGUCAACCGUCAGGCUGAAGGCGUAUAA
This is a messenger RNA of Microbotryum saponariae, 1793 nucleotides long. The record is from the annotation of a GenBank genome assembly. NCBI's taxonomy places the organism in Eukaryota, Fungi, Basidiomycota, Microbotryomycetes, Microbotryales, Microbotryaceae.